GUCGCGUCAGAGGUUCAGUUAUUGAUUAUGGACUCGUUCUUACUUUUUUUCUUGUCGUCGUUCGUCGCGGAGUCAUCUGGAGGUGGAUGUAUCUCUUCUUUCUGAGUUUCUGUUGGGGACUCAGCACUAUCAGACAUCUUUUUGCCUGGAGGAAGGUGGGGUUUGACUUCGGAGUUAUACUUGUGUGUCCUUUUAAUGCGAGGUCUCUGUUCUACUCUUUUCACUUGCGAGUAAAAGUCUCUUUUUAGUAUCAGCCCUGCAUACAUUUGGGACAACAAAACAACACAAUGGCAAAAAUCGGCAGACUCUCCUCCAAGGAUUCUGUGCUCUUCCUGUGUGACAUGCAGGAGAAGUUCAGACCCAACAUCUUCCAGUUCACUAACAUUGUCAGUAACGCUGCAAGACUGCUCCAGGCCAGUCGCAUCCUUGGUAUCCCCCCUAUUGUGACAGAACAGUACCCUAAAGGCCUGGGACCCACCGUACCUGAGCUUGGAGCUGCAGACCUGACAGCUCACGCUAAAACAUCCUUCACCAUGAUGAUCGAGCAAGUGGAGAAGGAGCUGGAAGCCCUGGGGAACCCUAAACAAGCGAUUCUGUGUGGAAUUGAGGCGCACGCCUGCAUUGCUUGUACUACUUUUGAUCUGCUUGAAAAGGGAAUGGAGGUCCACAUUGUGGCUGAUGCUGUUUCGUCCAGGAGCCAGACGGACCGCUUGUUUGCUCUGUCAAGACUGAAGCAGAGCGGAGCUUUCCUCACCACAACAGAGGCCGUCCUCCUGCAGCUGGUCCAGGACGCCAAACACCCCAACUUCAAGGAGAUCCAAAAGCUCAUGUUUCAACCGUCACCUGACACUGGCCUCCUCGCCUUCUUCAGCGCUCUGUAGAGAUGCACACUUCCACUGUAAAGAACAUCAUUAAAAAAUUGUAAAUAGAAAUAAAGCAAAGUUGCUGCUUUAAAAAAAAA
Oryzias melastigma (Indian medaka) is the source of this 961-nucleotide messenger RNA. RefSeq names its product isochorismatase domain containing 2 (gene isoc2). Gene Ontology annotation, cellular component: cytoplasm. Bases 288 to 881 code for a protein of 197 amino acids. The record is from RefSeq and is a predicted model, not a curated record. The transcript is spliced from 9 exons. NCBI's taxonomy places the organism in Eukaryota, Metazoa, Chordata, Actinopteri, Beloniformes, Adrianichthyidae.